AGAUAUAAAGGACAAGUUUGCCUCGAAGCCCCUGUGAAUUUCGGUAAAGACGGCGUGGUUCAGUCGCGCUUCCUCCUUCACCUGUUCAGGUCUCUCGCCUACACAACACUGCGCGGACAAAAUGGAGGAUACACCUGUGUGAGGGGGAAAAGAAGAAAACUGCAGAAAAACUCAGGAAAUACGUGCUUACAAAUGUUUGGUCGAGGUUCCCAAGAGCGGCUAUUUUAAGUGUUUUUAAGUCAGUUUCAAGUCGAGUGUUUUUAUUAGCCGAACUUUAGGAGAGUGGAUCAGCCAAAAAUGCGCCUGUUAUUUGUGAUCCUUAUCAUUUUCACGGUAACAGGUUUCACCACAGGCGUUAAUGUCAUCUGCCCUGUGAAACGCUAUGUGGUCAUCCUGUUCCAGCCAGUCACUCUUAGGUGUGAUUACACGACCACAGCCACUGUGCCCCCUAUCAUCACCUGGCGGUACAAGUCCUUCUGCCGAGACCCAAUCCAAGCUGCCCUGAAUCCAAGCAGUGCUGACAAUGCUUAUGCCCAGGCUAACCCCAACUACAACCCCAACACUGAAUGCUCAGAUGGUUCAAGGACUGUGCGCAUUGUGGCUUCUAAGCAGACAGCUGUCACGCUGGGAAACCAAUACCAGGGCCGCAAGAUCAGCAUCACUAACAAUGCUGAUCUCAACAUUGAACAGACUGCAUGGGGUGAUAGCGGUGUGUAUGUGUGCAGUGUUGCAUCGUCCCAGGACUUAUCAGGAAAUGGUGAAGACUAUACCGAGCUCAUUGUUUUGGAGAGAAAGUCAAAUACUACAGACCUGCUGCCUGGCAUUGACUUACUGAUCAUGGAAGAUUGGUUGUUGGUAGUGUUGGUGAUGAUUGGCUUCCUCUUGUUGCUGCUCCUCAUUGGGAUCUGUUGGUGUCAAUGUUGCCCUCAUACAUGUUGCUGUUAUGUGAGCUGCCCAUGUUGCCCAGAACGCUGUUGCUGCCCAAGAGCAUUGUAUGAAGCAGGUAAAGCAGUGAAGGCUGGUAUUCCUAGCCAGUAUGCAGCCAGUAUGUUUGCUCCUAGUUUGUAUGGACAACCAGCAUAUGUGGGGGGGCCAUCCCCACCCAUCCCUAUGCUGCCCAUGCCCCAGGGUGUCAACGUCCCUCCCCCUAAUGGCUAUGGCAGGGACUUUGACACAGCCAGCUCAGUUGGUCAGGGAUCUCAAGUACCGCUGCUACAUGAUCAUGAUAGCCAGACUCGUAGCGGAUAUCGUAUCCAGGCUAAUCAGGAUGGAAAUCCUACUCGUUUGCUGUAUUAUAUGGAGCGGGAGGUGGCCAAUCUGGACCCCAGUCAGCCUGGAGGUGCUGCAGUCCCACAAAGCCGAUUUGAUGGUAUGAGUGAGAUCAGCUCCCUGCAUGAUGGCGGAGACCCUCGUAAUCGUGGUCGAUCCAGGCCUCCCCAGCUGAACACAGUGUAUGAUGAUGAGAACAUGAGCACCAUCAGUAGUGUAUCUCAGAGUAUGCACAGAGAUGAUCCCAGGAGAGGUGGCGGAGGUGGUCCUAACCGCCCUGGCCGUGCUCGUUCCAUGGACAACCUUGAUGAUAUCGGCCGAAACUACAGAGACCGCGAUUAUCCUCCUCGAGGAGCCAGAAGAGGUUCUGAUGAUGAAUGGAGUAGCAGUGAUCGAAGAUAUGACCGUGUCCCAGAUGACCGACAUCGUGACUAUUCCCCUGAUGACCGCUUCCGUAGCGAUUCUCGAGGAGUUGGCUUUCAGGGACGGCGCAGUCGUAGCCGUGAUGAUUUGAUGGAUCUAGAACGUGGGCGGGGAGGCAGAGGCCAGGAUGCAUAUGAUGAUGGCUUCCUACGGGAGGCAAUGGAGAGGAAGAAGAUGGGCGAGCAGCAGCGGGCUCGGAGCCGUGAGCGCCUUGACAGCGACAGUGACCGCUCAGACCGCUACAGGGGAGGACGUGGGGGGCCACCACCACCACUUCCCUUCAGCAGGCCUGCAGGCAAUCCCAACCAGCGCCCUGCCAACAACACCAGCUUCCCACCUCCACCAUCCUACACAGAGGAUACAGACAGCUUAGCAUCAUCCAAGAAGAGCAAUCUCCGCAAGAACGGAGCUGUGAGUCGCGAAAGUCUGGUCGUGUGAAACAUUAAGUAUUUGCGGUCAACAUGUUCUUUAAGGUGGUUGAUUUUGUUUUGUAAAUUUGUGUUUUUCACCGUCUAUUGCUGAAUGUUUAUUGUGGGUUUAAAUAGGGAUGUACAUGCGUGUAAAUGCAGUUUUAUUUGAGAGUCUCAGUGAGUCAGAGUCUCAUGACUUAAUGCAAUGUUACUAUUUUAAAAGUUUUAUGAAUUUUAAUGUGAUGGAUUUAUAUCUAAAAUCACUGUUUUAUAAUUAUGAAAAAUGCAUUUUUAAAAACACUUUUCAUGUAUUGAAUAUUUCCCUAACAUAUGGUGUACAGGUGAUGUCAAGACUUUGCAGUAAUCAUACAGUUAAUAGGCUUUACAUCCUAUUGCUCACAAUGCAUUGUAAAUGUAUACAAAAUAUAAUAAAAAAUACAGAUCUUUGUA
Clarias gariepinus (North African catfish) is the source of this 2552-nucleotide messenger RNA. RefSeq names its product lipolysis stimulated lipoprotein receptor (gene lsr). Gene Ontology annotation, cellular component: tricellular tight junction; plasma membrane. Bases 298 to 2130 code for a protein of 610 amino acids. NCBI's taxonomy places the organism in Eukaryota, Metazoa, Chordata, Actinopteri, Siluriformes, Clariidae. The record is from RefSeq and is a predicted model, not a curated record. Gene Ontology annotation, biological process: establishment of blood-brain barrier; tricellular tight junction assembly. The transcript has 11 exons.